Molecule: messenger RNA, 2157 nt
Organism: Lodderomyces oxycetoniae
Lineage: Eukaryota; Fungi; Ascomycota; Pichiomycetes; Serinales; Debaryomycetaceae
Exons: 3
Coding region: 1-2157 (718 amino acids)
Biological process (GO): retrograde transport, endosome to Golgi; protein targeting to vacuole
Cellular component (GO): endosome
Molecular function (GO): phosphatidylinositol-3-phosphate binding
Source: RefSeq, a predicted model, not a curated record
AUGAGUGGCGGUCUAUUUAAUACGGGUGAAGAAGUUGACCCCUGGUCUUCAACAAGUAAGUGGAACGAACCUCCUGAGGGGACUGAAACAUCUUUUAAUAAGGCACCCCUUCAAAAUCAAUUUCCUUCAAUGUAUUUGACUUCCUCGCAAUUAUUACUCAACAAUGCCAAUUCUUCUUCAAGUCCAAGGCAGAAGACUGUUAUUUCCAAUAUCCCGCAGUCAUAUGAGCUUUUACACUCUGAGUUGUUGAACAAAAUUUCAACAAUUCACGAUUUAGAGUAUCACAUUUUGGAUAAAUUGAUUCAAAUGAACUAUAUAACCAGUUACCAGAAAUCGAGAUUAUUAGACGUGAUAUAUGAAAAUGACUUGUUACCAAUUACUUUGGCUCAAAAAUUUUACCAAAUUUUGGGUUUAAUUGCAUUAGAAAUUGAUGUACCUGGAUCAGGCGAUUUUGUUACUUUGCAAUUCAGGUUGAAUAACUUACCCGAAUUACCGGCAAACUUCAUCAAGUUGAUCAAGAAGGAAGAGGAACAAGAGAUUUUUAAUGAUCCACUAAUGGGAAACUCUUCAAGAACCGAUGCUGAUCAAGAAAAUGAUGCCAAUGCUGAUGAUUAUAAUGACGAGGAUAAUAAUAAUAAUAACAACAAUACUAAUAAUAGAGGAAAUUGGAAUAAAGUUGACCCUAUGCUUACUGAUCAUUCCAAGUCUCAAAACAUUCUUUCGGGAAAGACUACUAGUGAUGGCGGCAACAACAACGAGACAGAGACAGUUAAUGCCAAAUAUAUAGAAAAGUACAUUGAAGAUAUUAGAGAUGAGUUCAAGCCUUUAUUACUUGAAGAAGAUCCAAUAAAGAUAAAGGAAGUUCCAGAAAAGGAAGGAUUACUAUUCAAGCACAUCAACUAUAUAAUAACUCAUAGCUUGACCUUGGGAAAAGGGGGAUCAUCGGGUCAGAAAAAAGUAGUGAGGAGAUAUUCCGAUUUUGCAUGGCUUUUGGAUUACUUGUUACAAAAGUAUCCCUUUAGAAUGAUUCCUGGGUUGCCACCAAAGAAGUUUACUGUAGGGGCUUCGCCGGAUUCCCAGUUUUUACAAAGACGUCGUCGUGGAUUGCACCGGUUCUUGAACCAGUUGAUCAAACACCCAGUGUUUAGAGAAGAACCAAUAGUACAAUCUUUUCUUUCUGUGCCGACGGAUCUAACCACUUGGAAGAAACAAGCCAAAAUCGACUAUUCGUUGGAGUUCAAAGGUGAAAAAAUUCAAACCGAUUUUAUAAAUACAGUGUGGCCGGUGAUUGGUGAAGAGUUUUUAGCAAACUGGGCUUUAGCAGAGCAAAACAUAAAAUCUGUUAUUGAUAAAUGGGUAAAGAUCAUAAUCAUUAUUGAAAGACACGAAAGAAGACAGCAACAAAUGAGUUUUGAUAAUCAAAAGUUUGUAGAAAUUGUUAAUCAAUUCAAACAAUUGGAUCUAGCGAUAUACCCACUGGAGAGGUCAGGGGCACCACUACCACCACCACCACCAACGACAACAACAACAACAACAACAACAACAACAACAACAACAACAACAACAAUAGCAGCAGCAGCAGCAGCAGCAGCAGCAGCAGCGACGGCAACGACAACGACAACGACUUUUUUGCAGAACAACGAUAUUGAAGGAAUAAACUCGAGUCUAUCGUCUAUUGGAGAGUUUUAUACUAAAUCGUCGCAAUUAAUUGUAGAUGAUAGUUAUAUCAUCAAUACCAAACUGUUGGAGAAAUUCAAAAACUAUAUGGAUUAUCUUUACUCGCUUCAAGAAUUAUUCGAAAGAAGUAAGAGAUUGUCAGUCAAUGAAAUUGAGAGUUUGAAUAAACGUAUAAAGGAAAAUGAGGCCAAGUUUAAGAAAUUGAAUACAGAAAAUGCCGAUUCUCGAGGAGCAGAUAUUACAAGAUUAAGACAAUUGAUAAUAAACGAUAAGCAAGAAAUCUUUCAACAAUUAAAUAAAGACUGGCUAAUUAAGCAGUGUUGCUUUAAAGAAUUUAUUAUGUUUCAAGAAACUCAAUAUUUGAUUAGUGAAAUUUGGCUUGAAUGGUGUAAAGAUCGCACCAAGUUUCAAGAAAGAAUGACUACGUUAUACGACAAUUUGAGUAAUGAAAUUGGUAACGAUAUGCCUACUAGUAGAUGA